Diospyros lotus (date-plum) is the source of this 1475-nucleotide messenger RNA. RefSeq lists its product as uncharacterized. The record is from RefSeq and is a predicted model, not a curated record. Bases 197 to 1243 code for a protein of 348 amino acids. The transcript has 2 exons. NCBI's taxonomy places the organism in Eukaryota, Viridiplantae, Streptophyta, Magnoliopsida, Ericales, Ebenaceae.
CCAGCAAAAAGGAGGGCUGGAAAAUUGAAACCCACCAGACAGUAAAGAAAGGAUUAACAAAGUUGCAGCAGAGCAAAGGCAAAGCUGUCAACAGACUCUCUCUAUUGUUCCUUUUAAAAGGCCAAAGCUUAACACUCUCCAAAGCCCCCCUCAAAUUCACCCACCAUUCGUCGGCUGUACUCUCAAGAUCUUAAACAUGAAAGCCAGAGAUAGCAGCAAAGCUCAAGCUCCUCCUCCUCCUUCAGCCGAUCUCUUGGUCUGCUUUCCUUCCAGGGCCCAUUUGAAACUUCUCCCCAAGCCCAUCUGCAGCCCUGCGCGGCCGCCGGAAACCGCCAAGCGCCACCACCACCACCACCACCAUGGCAAGAAGUCCGGCAGCAGGUUCGGAGUGGGCCAAGCCAGCCCGCUGUUGUGGGCCGCCAAAACCAAGGCAAUGGGCUCGGAGAUCGCCGAGCCGACGUCGCCCAAGGUCACCUGCGCCGGGCAGAUCAAAGUCCGGCACAAAGCCGGCCAGUGCAAGACGUGGCAGUCGGUCAUGGAAGAGAUAGAAAAACUUCACAACGAGAGGAAACACAAGAAGAGGGCCAAUUGGGUCGACGCUCUCGGAUUCAAGAAGGACGUGAUGCACUUCUUGGCUUGCUUGCGCAGAAUCAAGCUUGAUUUCCGAUGCUUCGGCGCGGUCCCGAGCUCGGAAGUCGAUUCCGACGACGUCGACGAUGAUGAAGACGAUGGUUUCCGGGAAAAGGACACCGGCUUGGAAGGAGGCGACGACGGCGAAACCUCGAGAACCAUCUUCUCGAAAUGGUUCAUGGUUCUGCAAGAAGAUCAAACCAGUAGGAUUGCCAGAGAAGCGACUAAAGAGCCAAGCAAAUCAAGGAAACGAUUAGAUAAAGACCCUGUUCCGACAUGUGUUCCGCCGCCGAACGCCCUAUUACUCAUGCGUUGUAGGUCUGCUCCUGCUAAAAGCAGGUUAGUAGAAGAGACAGAGAAUGAGGAAGAAGAAGAAGAAGAAGAUGAUGAUGAUGAUGAAGACGACGACGAAGAAGAAGAAGGAAAGAGAGCUGAGGAACAAGAAAGCAGAGCAAAGUUGGGAAUGGAGGAAGAGAAGAGAAACAAGAGCUUGGCAACGGUGAUGAGAUGUGACACUGAUUUCUACAGAUUUUCAUCUGAUAUUGCCAAGGAAACAUGGAUUCUUGGUGGUCUCAAAGAUCCAUUAUCGAGGAGUCAAAGUUGCAAGAGAUGAUUCAGAAAUGAUGAUGAAGGUGAUCUCUUUUGCCUUUGUUUUUUUUUUGGGAUGGUUCAUCUAUACCAUAGUAUUUCAAUUUUCACUGUUAUUUUGAUCUUUUCACUUGUAUUAAUUAAUGGCUUUGGUUGAUUGUUGUGCUAUGAGGGGCAAAUGUGUAAGCUAAGGUGUACAGCUUGUCAAUCCAUAUAAAAGAUUAAUUCUUCUUUUGCUUUGAUGUUAUAUAAAUAAU